AAAGCGAGUCUCCUCUUGCUCCUCCCAUCCCUUUUCCUCAUUCUUCUUUGAAAUACGAACACUUCCUUCUCUAGCACUCAUUUCCUAAGACAACAAAGUCUCAAUUCUACAAUGCCUUACAACACUCCUCUUGGCGGCUUCUCCCGCCUUCUUACUCCUCAGAUUGCCAUCCACUCCUGCCCUUUUUCUGUGCUCAACAUUUUGAAAGUAGGCGCCCGUAUGACCUUGAUCAAGCUUCCUAACGAUAAUAUUAUCAUCUGGUCUGCGGUUCCGUACGGGCCAGAGGCUGAGCGUUGUUUGGAGUUGCUCCAGCCGUACAACAAAGUCACAAAUGUUAUUAUUCCUGACUCCGCACAUACCAUGGCUGCACGUGACUAUGUCUCCAAAUUUCCGGGUAUCACUGCACUUGGGGUAGACGGAGUGAACGAAGCCUCUUCAACUACUAUUACUGCGGGAAAAAUUAAUAAGACUCAUGCAAACCGAAUUCUCAAGGGUUCAGAAUUGGCAGACAUUCUCAAAGUCCUCAAAGGCCCAGAGUUGGCAGACAUUCUCAAAGGUGAAAAUGCAAAGGACUUGGUCGACAACUUUGAGUUUGUAUACUUUGCGGGUCACAAAAACAACGAGUUGGUGAUGUAUCAUCCAAACACCAAAACUUUGUUUGAAGCUGAUUUGCUCUUCAACGUUAAGCCAAAAAGUGAGCAGUACGGCAAUGAAGAUCCAACUACGGGGUUGAGUUUCAUUGCUCGCUACAUACAGCCGUACUCAGCUGGUAACCGUGAUGCCAUUAGUGCUGUUGCUUCUUGGGAUUUUGAACGCAUUGUGGUAUCCCAUGGUGAAGUUAUUGAAGGGAAAAACGAGAGCAGACUGGCAUUUGACUCGGUCUACGGCCAUUUCUACAAGUAAAGAACUUGGCUAAAAUAUCAAAGACUCUUUUGUAUCUUUCCAUUCGUAUUGAAAUGGAACUCUACCGGGAGUAUCAGUUGCACCGUGUAUAUAUUUACUGUUACUCGAAAAAGCCCGUCUGUACUGAACGUUGACUAUAGGCACUACAAUGCCGCUUUAGAGACGUGUACAUGUGUAUAUCAGUCUACAUCUAACGAACGUAUUCGAAUAUUCAAACUAAAAUAUAGCUG
Molecule: messenger RNA, 1133 nt
Organism: Babjeviella inositovora NRRL Y-12698
Lineage: Eukaryota; Fungi; Ascomycota; Pichiomycetes; Serinales
Exons: 3
Coding region: 112-903 (263 amino acids)
Source: RefSeq, a predicted model, not a curated record